Molecule: messenger RNA, 2325 nt
Organism: Plasmodium relictum
Lineage: Eukaryota; Apicomplexa; Aconoidasida; Haemosporida; Plasmodiidae
Product: zinc finger protein, putative
Exons: 1
Coding region: 1-2325 (774 amino acids)
Molecular function (GO): metal ion binding; mRNA binding
Source: RefSeq, a predicted model, not a curated record
AUGAACGAAAAACACAAUAAGAAUAUGUCACAGGUUCAAUCAGAAACGUUGUCUCUUAUAAAGCAACAAUUCUUCAAAACAAAAAUGUGUCCUUUUCAAAAGAAUAAAAAUUAUUGUUUAAAUGAAUCGAAUUGCCAUUAUGCUCACAGUGUAGAUGAAUUGAAACCUAUGCCGGAUUUAAGAAAUACGAAAUUGUGUGAUUAUAUAAAGAAAAAAAUACCUUGUCGUAAUGCCAACUGUAAAUUUGCUCAUGAUAUUGAUACCUUGAAACCUAGUGUUCAUUUAGCCACAUAUAAAUCUACUAUAUGCAGUUUUUGGGGUAAAGGGAAAUGUUUUAAUGGAAACAAAUGUAGAUUUGCUCAUGGAAAUGAAGAUAUAAAAACGAAUGAAGAGAUAGACUUACUAGAAAGUGGAAAACAUUCCAAGAAAAAUAAAAAUAAAAAUAGCCAUUAUGAUUUAAAGCAAGGAACAUCUUCUACAAAUUCUUUUAAUACAUGUGAUUAUUCUAUUAAUUGCUCUUUGGAAACUACAAAUGUUUCUUCUUUUGACAAAAGUAGAGAAAUUUUAAUGUUAAAAAAAAAUAAUAAAGACAAAACAAAAGCAAAAACUAAAUUAGGAGAUUUAGAUCUAAAUAAAGAUAUUAUUGAAGAUAGAAAUGAAAUAAUUAAUAACGAAAUAACAACAAACGGUUUUACAUUUUACGAUAAAAAAAAUUCAAAUUCUAUUAAAGAAGUUAUUGAUAAAAUUGAAAAUAUGGCAUUGUCUACUUUUAUAGAGAAUAAUGAUAAAUACACUAAAGUUAUUAAAUAUUUGUUGAAUGAAAAUAACCUUUUAAAAGAAUCAUUAAGAAAAGAUCAAAUAAAUAUGAUGCUAGAACAAAAAGAACAAGAUGAAGAACAAGAAGAGGAACAAAAAAAUAAAACAUCCUUUGGAAGUAGUAUAGCAGGCACUAGUAGUAAAAUGAAUAGUGAAGAUUUAACAAAAUAUUUAUUUCCUGAUGAAAAUAGUGAGAAGCUUUUAAUAAGUAGUGAAAAUAGAAAUGCAAAUAAUAUCUCUACUCAUGAUGAUACAACUAGAAUAGAUGAAAAUUUUAAUAGCAUAAUUAAAGCAAUAGAUGAUAUUCUAAUUUCACAAAAUGUCUGUUCUUUUCCAAGCGUAAAAGAUUCAAAUACCAAUUAUGAGAAUAAAGAUAUAUAUUCUAGUAAAAAUACUAAUGAUAUUAGUAGAGAAUAUGAAAAUUUAUUAUGCAAUCUUAAAUCAUUUGAAACUCUAAAAAACAUUUAUCCCAAUUUUAAUUCAUUUAAUAUAAUAGAUAAUAAGACAAAUAAUAAACUAGAAGAAGAGGUUUUAGAGCAGUUCUUUCAAAAUAACAAUACGAAUAAUGAACAAGUAGAAAAGAAGAAAAAUUGUUAUGAUGAAAAUUUUACAUUUGCAAAAUGUAUAUCUUUUCCAUAUGAAAAUAAUCAAACAAAAGAACUAGAAGAGUUUUCCCAAAAAAAAAAUUUUAAUUCAAUUACUUUUCAACAGAAAGAACAACUAAACCAAGAAAUUCAAAAUAUGCAGCAAAGGGUUAUACAGUUACAACAAAUGAAAAAGGAAGAGUUAAAUAAAAACAAAGAUAUAAGUUCUUGGCAAGAUAAUUUCGUUGUAUUGAGAAAUGAUCUUAAUAUUGGUUGUAAUAGUAGUGGUAGUAAUAAUAAUAAUAAUAGGAAUAUUAAUAAUCUAAAUUUAAUACCAAAAAAUACAACAAAUAUUAUUAAAGAAAAAAAUGCAAAAUUAAAUUUAAGAGAAAAUACAGAGUUAAAUGAUAAUAAUGUGCAUUUAGAUAAACUUUUGGAAUUUUCUAGUGAGAAAUCAGAUAUUUUAAAAAAAAUAAGAAAUAUAAUUUCUAAUGAAUUAAAAAAUAAUGAGAAUAACAAUUAUACAAGUAGAAAAAUUAGCAAUUUUACUAAUAUCUCAAAUGUUAAUAAUAGUUUAACUACAAAAAAUACAUUAUUUAAUGAUCAUUUAUAUUCAACAACUUAUAAUAAUAUGCCUGUUGAUAUUCCAAACAAUAAUAUUCUUAACAGCAGUACUAUUAUUAAUAAUAACAAUAGUGAUUAUGAUAAUAAUAAUGGUUACAUGAAUGACAAUAAUAAUCAUAAAUUAAAUAAUGAUUUAUCAAAAUACAAAAAGGAAAUAAAUAAUGAUCAGAAUAUUUGGAAUAAUAAUGUAAAUUUUAAUAAAUAUGCUUAUCCUAUAUUAUCACAUGAUUGGAUAAAUAAUCAAAAGAAUAAUGAUUUUUUUAAUAUUUCGAAAUCUAUUAAUUUAAGUAGUUUAAAUUAA